AUGCGGCUCCUCGGGAAACUCCGUUCUUCCGCAGCAGGCAGCACCGCUUCGGAGCCUGCCUUCUCCAACGUGCUCACUCCGGGACGCAUCCCUGAGUUCUGCAUCCCGCCGCGGCUGCCCGUGCCCUGCCCGCCUGAGUGUCCUCCCCCGGCCGCCGCCCUGCCCCGGAGGUGCGCCACCGAACCCGACCUGUGGCCCGGCACACCCGACGAGGCCGCGGGCCGCACCGACUGGGACCCGCGCUCGCAGGCCGCGCUGUCGCUGCCGCACCUGCCCCGCGCGCGCACGGCCUACGGCUUCUGCGCGCUGCUCGAGAGUCCGCACACGCGCCGCAAGGAGUCGCUCUUCCUCGGAGGCCCCGGCGCCGCCGCGCUGCCGCGGCCGCCCCCCGCCCGGCCCGCGCCGCGUCCCCGGGCCCACACCUACGGCGGCGGCAGCGGCCCCCGAGCUCAGGACACAGCCCCCGCCGCCACCCCCGUGGUCCCCGGCCGACCCCGCCGCCGCCGCCUCCUGCGAGCCCCCGACGGGCUGCUGAGCCGCGCGCUGCGGGCCCGGAGGUGUCGCGGCCUGGCGCGCGCCCGCUGCGUCUCCAGCGGGGACGAGGACGAGGAGCGCGGCGCCGGCUCGGAGGCCCCGGCCGCGGUCCCCGCCGCGUGCUUGUUGCCGCCACCGGGCCCGCGGCCCGAGCGCCUGAAGGCCGAGGGCACCGUGGCUCUGGGCCGCGCCGGCGGCGCCCUGCUCCUGGCCGCCGAGUACUGUCCGGCCAGCGGGCGCCUCUGCAUCCGGCUGCUCGGCGCCGAGGGUCUGGCUGGGGGCGGCCCCGAGCCCCGCGCCGUGGGCUGCCGCCUCAGCCUGGUCCUGCAGCCGCCGGGCACGACGCGCAAGCGGCGGAGCGCUGUGGGGGGACGCAGCCGCAAGGCCGCCUUCGACCAGGACUUCUGCUUCGACGGGCUCACCGAGGACGAGCUGCGCCGCCUGGCCGUGCGCGUCAAGGCCGAGGGCAAGGGCCGCGGCCUGGAGCGGGGCCGCCUGCUGGGCCAGGGCGAGCUGCCGCUGGGCUCCCUCCUGCUCCUCUGA
Molecule: messenger RNA, 1077 nt
Organism: Cynocephalus volans (Philippine flying lemur)
Lineage: Eukaryota; Metazoa; Chordata; Mammalia; Dermoptera; Cynocephalidae
Product: C2 calcium-dependent domain-containing protein 4B-like
Exons: 1
Coding region: 1-1077 (358 amino acids)
Source: RefSeq, a predicted model, not a curated record